GGUUGUUGAUUAAUCUUAAUGAGUAUUGCUGAUGAGAUACGUGACUUACGCACAUACAAACACGUACACAACUACACGUGCCACGUGACAGUCGCUUAUCGCAGCAGUAUCAACUGUCAGAUUUUGCUCCGCUUGCGAGUCGCAAUAACGCGAGAUCGACGGAUGCUACGACAUCGCAGAUAUGGAGCCGGGAACACUGGCAAAAGUGCUGCACGACUUCCUUACCACCGUCGACGGAGAACUGAGUCUGUCUAAAGGACAAUAUUUCCUGAUACAUGAGAUUGUAGAUAAGCAUUGGUGCUACGGUCAGUCUCAAGACAAAUUUGGAAAGUUUCCUCUGAGUCAUUUACAUAAAAUAGAGAUUCCUCAGUUUACUGAGACUGAAAGACCGUUUAUUGCUAUAGCUAACUUUUCCGGACAGGAAACUGGAGAUCUAUCUUUUGCUCAAGGAGAAUUUAUUAUUGGGAUGAGAGACAUAGGCUCAGGAUGGUGCGUGGGCAAAAUAGGUUCAAGAACUGGUAUUUUUCCAUUAUCAUAUACAUGGGAACUGGAUGCAGUAUUAAUAAAGAAAACAAUGAAAAAGAAAUCAAUAAGAAAAAGAGCCAAGGUAAAAACCUCCUUAAAAGCACAACUUGCAGAAGAAUUGGAUCUAACAUCAGGAGAGACAGUGAUUGUUAUAGAAAUUUUAGAUGAUGGCUGGUGUCGUGGAAUUACAGAAAAUGGCAAUGAAGGCAUAUUUCCAGAAGGAUUUAUAUGUUAUUUAGAUGAGGAUCAAGAUUCAGUUGACAAUAAAGAAGUAACAUGCACAAUAGAACAAGAUUUUACAACCUCUUUAACAUCUUACAACAGCACAAUUUAUGAAGAUUUUAGCGAAACUUCUGCAAAUUCUACAAACAUAUCUGAUGAACCUGCUCCAAAUUAUUUUGAUUUGUUCCCCGAGGCUUUGCCAUCAACCAGCAAUGUGAAUGACACACAACGCAAUAAUUAUGUGAAUUCCGUCGAUGUUAAACCAUAUGCCAUAACGCUAUAUCCAUUUAAUGCACAGUUUCCGAACGAGCUAAGUUUUGGAGUUGGUGAAGUGGUGCAUCUCACCAGACAUAUUGACUCUGAAUGGAUGGAGGGUAUGAUUGAUACUACAAAGGGCAUUUUCCCAUCGUCUUAUGUUAAUAUCAUAGUCGAUUGCGCAGAAGCCAAACAAAAUCAGAUUGAAUCUGAAGUGAUGCCUGCGAAGAAAGACGCUCUAGAACCGGGUGUUGCUGUAAAAGUGUCAUUUACCUUUGAUGCGCAAAUGGAUGGCGAUUUGAGCGUUCAAGAAGGCGAGACCGUUACUGUAGUAGAAAUGGCUAACGAAGAUUGGGUGAAUGUAAAGAAUAAAGACGGUCUGAUUGGCUUGUGUCCUCGAGAAUACUUAAGUUCAGUAUCUGAACCUUUAUCGGAUAGUCGGCAAGAAUCGAAUAUACAAGACUUCGAAGACUUUGUGCUGAUUAGGCAUAAGGAAACGAGUGCUAUUGUAAACGGAGAACAGAAGCCUAAAAGAAUGUCGCAACCGCACAGACCAGCACCACCAACUCCUGCUCCAGGUAGAGUGCCCUUACAAAAGGAAGUUGUUACAAACAAAGAAGUAUGCGCUCAAGAACGAAGGAACGAAUGCGCAGUCAAUACUGAAGUCGAUGUAAGGCAAAAGCGUGCGGAUCAACGGCAAAAUGUAAUAUCCGAGUUGGUUAUAACAGAGAAGGAAUACGUUCGCGAUUUGAAGUUGACGUAUGAAACAUUUAACUUACACGACCCGAAGCUUCUCGAAUCUAGGGGGAUUGAUGUUGCUACUUUGUUUGGAAAUCUUUUAGAUGUUAUUCAUGUCGCCGAGGAAUUAUUAGACAUGAUUUUGAAAGCAAUGAAAGGUUGCGAUGAAAGCGUGCAACGAGUCGGUCCUUGUUUUGUAAAAAUGGCUGACAACUUAAAAAACGUUUAUGUUAAAUAUUGUGGAAAUCACGAAGCAGCAUUAGCUUUGUUAAAAAAGUAUGAAAAUAAUGAAGAGAUUAUGAAAGUAUUUAACAAAGGUAUUGAAACAUUACGUCGUCAAGUUGCUUGUUUUGAUAUGAGUUCUAUUCUAAUAAAACCGGUACAAAGAAUUUUGAAGUAUCCGUUAAUAUUAUAUGAAUUGAUAAAGUGCACGGAAGAUAAUCAUCCGGAUAAAGCUUCUAUAGAGGAAGCAUGGAAGGUCAUGACAAAUGUGGCCAGUUACAUAAACGAGUAUAAACGCAGAAGAGAUAUCGUAUCAAAAUAUUUAGACAACGAUAACACCUUAAUUGGUAAAAUGUCGAAAUUAAGCAUGCAUUCUGUGGCAAAGAUGUCUACAAGGUUAAGCACAAAAUUGUCGGCGAGUUUAGGGCUAACGAAUAUCGCAAGCGACACCGAAUUCGAGGAAUUUGAGAAGCAAUUUCGAUCUAUAGAGAAAUGCACGUGGCAGUUAGCGAAAGAUGUUGAACAAUGUGUUGUUUAUUUGAGCGAUGAAGCUAUGUCUUGCGAAGUGAUAACCGAAUUUCUGGCUCAUUAUUAUCAGGGAAAACCGCCUGCCGAGGUGAAAAAACUGCAAAGUAUAAGAUCCAUCAUUUGGUCUCAAUAUGUGGAAGAUUUUAAGUUUUGUAUUGAGAAAAGAGUCAGCGCGCCAUUGCAUUUUCUAGCGACGUUGUUAGAAGGUCCGGCGAUAUUGGUAGCAAAGAGGCACGAUAAAUUGCUGGAUUACGACGCCGCUGUUUCUAAGAGUGAGAAAUAUAAAGACUCAAAAAUUGUACAGGAAGAGUUAUUUACUGCCAAGAGUAAUUACGAAGCGUUGAAUCAACAACUGCUGGAAGAAUUGCCCAUAUUAUUGGACGCGGCAAAGAACAUUUUAGUCAAUUGCAUAAGUACUUUCGCAGGUGCCCGAAAAUUACUGAGUGGAAAAAUUACGAAGCAAUAUCUGACUCUGUGCGAGACAUCGCCGAAUUUAUCGUCGCAAGACGUGCUGGAAUCAUUUCUUGUAAAUCACAAUUUAAUAUGGAAUCAAAUUACGCGUUUUGCGUUCGUGGGCUCGAAUCCCCAAAUAGAUGAGAGUCACUCACAAUCCUGUGUGCAAACUGAAAAAGAGAAAUCUUUACUCAGAGAGAAAUACACUGUGGACAAAUUGUACAUAGUGAUUAACGACGUUGUCAGUACUUCGGAACUAGAUGUGAGUGCCUCAAAAGGUAUGCUGAUUGCAGUUAUAAAAAAGCAAGAUCCAAUGGGAGAUACGUCGAGAUGGUACGUCGAUACUGGAGUCAUUCAAGGAUUUCUGCCAUCUCAAGAAUUGAAGCCAGUUCAGCAACGAAGUCAGACACCGGACAUCGCUACUGUGAGGAAGAGUUCUACGUCUUCGAAUUUGAUGUCGUUGGAUUCUCCGGAGAAAGAGAUUAAGAAAGAAUCGCAUCUCCAAGAAGUGCUUUCGUUAGACGUGAACCAAGAACUGAUGGUAACUCAUAAUUAUAGCAACGUUCCGGAAACACCGAAAGUUCAGGUGUAUCAAAACAUACAUAGCGAAUUUUAUUAUGCGAUGUACGAUUUUGCUGGAAACAUACCUGGCACGUUGUCUAUUAGUAACGGCCAAGCCUUGCGACUACUCAGAUCUCACGAUGAAAAAGGAAACGACGAAUGGUGGCUUGUGGAAAAUCGCGAUGGUAAACAAGGCUACGUUCCGCGAAAUUAUUUAAAAUCACAAACGGAAGUAACGACCAAGACCGCAAAAAUGGAAUAAAAUGAAAAAAAAAACGGCACAAGAGUUUUAUAUAAUUUAUACAGUACUGUAUAUACAAUUUAUAUGGCAUUAGUUUUUAUCAAAAAAUCAUGAUAUAAUUGAACCGGAAAAUCAUUGACCAAUGUGUGAUCAUUCAAUCAGGUCAAAUUUAGAUUCUGGUAUUCCUUUACAGUCCUUCAAUGUAAGAAAGUUGUAAUGUAUACAUUGAUAAUAGGCUUGUCUCUGAAAAACUUGUGGAUUGUUUUUUCUGUAAUCUUUUUUAAUUGUUGAAAUAUAAAAAAGACACUUUAUUCUGAAGCCUUAAUUAAGUUUACAAAAAAGAGAUUACAAAAAGAGUUUACAAAUUUAAAGAGACAUUUAUUACUAAUUAAAAAGAGAUAUUACUAUUAUCCGUGUCAGUAAUUCCUGAGAAAUAACUUCUUGUACAUUUCUCGCUUAAGUAAUAUUUAAGAUCGUACACAAUUGAUAUAUAAUUUAUAUAUUUUUUAAAAAUUGUUUUACAUAUCUACUGAUAUUAUCUUAUUUAAUUGUUAUUGUAUAGAUAUAAUGCACAUGUACAUAUUCUUUAAAGAAAAUAGCUUUCCUCUGUGAUGAUUGGGUAGUUUAGAUAUUUUUUUAUGAACGUUAAUUUUGAGAUUAAAAUAUAAAAAAAUUAUACAUUCUUGCCUAUUAAUAAAAUAGUGUUGCAAAAGACUAUUUUUCAAGGGGACUAAUGAAUAAAUGUUGCACGUGUGUUAGGUACAUGUGGAUAUUUGCGACCAAUUUUUAUUUGUUACAAAUAUUCAUAUAUUUUAUACUUGUACUCUCUUUUAAUGGCCAUACUUAUCUCUAAAUCAAUAUUUCAGGUGCAAUGCAUGUAAUAUAGUUAUGUUCGUAUAUAAAUGUAUAGACGAGUACAAUGUUAAAAACUUUUUGUAAAUAAAAAUUUGUGUUUUGAAUAUAUUAAAUGUGUUUGCAACAAAAACAAUCUUAAUUUUUUGCGCAAAAUUUGAGAUUAAAAUUUUCAAGUAAGGUUGCGUUGUGUUUUAGUCCCGUUUGGAAGUAUUAGGAAGGCGUGAGACACCUCUCGAUAUUUUUAUUGCUACGGAUCGGGUUGAUGCGAAUAAAACACAAGUUAUUUAAAAAAAGAGAGACAAAACGUACUAGAUAUAUUAUUAUCAUAAUAUAGUGUUUACUGUUAUUGUGUAACAGUAGGUACAUAAUCUGCAUACGAUACGUGUGUCGUGAUGUUAAGUUAUCGCCUAAAAAAUAUAUACAAUUAAUAAUAAAAAGGUAUAUCGAUAAUUUGUAUUCGUUUUUAAAAUAAACAAAAACAGUCUUUCGAGAUAUAUACUAUGUAUAUACAUAUAUAUAU
This is a messenger RNA of Pseudomyrmex gracilis, 5120 nucleotides long. RefSeq names its product dynamin-binding protein-like. The transcript is spliced from 9 exons. The record is from RefSeq and is a predicted model, not a curated record. Gene Ontology annotation, cellular component: cytoplasm. Gene Ontology annotation, molecular function: guanyl-nucleotide exchange factor activity; protein binding. Lineage: Eukaryota; Metazoa; Arthropoda; Insecta; Hymenoptera; Formicidae. Bases 182 to 3766 code for a protein of 1194 amino acids. Gene Ontology annotation, biological process: intracellular signal transduction.